ACAUUAAAGCGCGUGACCCCUCCUCUGUCCGGGUCUCAGCGACUGUCCACGGAUCUCUCGCCUGGCUUUGGUCUCUUCAGCUCAGCCUCCCGGCCAGGCCCUCUCAGUGGGCGGUGCCCCCGGCGCCCCCCGCCAACCUCCCAGGAGUACUAUUGGUGGAGAGCUGUCGAGAAGGCGGUGUUUAGCUGGCCUCCGAGAACCGGAUUAGUUGUGGGGACCCCGAGGCGGGCCGGAGGCGGGUCCGUCUGGGAGGCGGGCGGGGCGGCUGGGGCCCGGCCCAGAGCUCCGGGCGGUCGCAUUGUUUUCCUCCGCGGAGCCGCGGCGGGAGUGGGGUUUGCGACUGGGACCCAGGGCUCGCUCGACCCGACAGCGCCCGGGAGCCCAGAUCCAAGCUCCAUCCAAUUCAGACGCUCCCCACACAUCACCAGAGCCCUAGCCACCGAUUGCGAACUCGGAGCGGUGCGCGGCCGCUGCCGGCCCGCUGCGCUCUCUAUCCCGCUGACCCGGAUCUCCGAACCGAGGUCUCUCAAGGAGGAGAGCCGAGCUGGCGACUGCAUCUCGAGCCCACGGACCCCGCUCAGCGCUGGCCCCAGGCCCGCCUUCGUCGGUUCCAAGAUUCUGGCCCUGUUUCCCUGGCCUCGGAGACCCGCCUCCGCUCCCCAGCCCCCGCUCCCAUCCCCAUUCGGUCUGCGCCUGCAGGCCCCUCCAGCCCCUCCUCCCGCUAACGUGGCUCUGGGACCCGGUCCCGGCCCAGACUCUGCUACCCGCCCCUCUCGGAGCCCCAGAUCCAGUGAGGGGGAGAGACGUCGAUCCCCUGGCCUCGGGCCCACCCCUUGUCAGAGGUCUCCUAUCCCCCACAAACCCUCACAGGAGUCACCACCCCAGGGCCAGCAUAUGGGUAUUUCCCCAUUAUCCUGGUUCCGGGGCCUGGAGGAUGAUGCUGUGGUUGCAGAACUUGGGCUGGACUUUCAAAGAUUCUUGACCUUGAACCGGACCUUGCUAGUGGCUGCCCGGGAUCAUGUUUUCUCCUUUGAUCUUCAAUUCCAAGAAGAAGAGGAGGGGCUAGUGCCCAACAAGUAUCUAACAUGGAGGAGCCAAGACAUGGAGAACUGUGCCGUGCGGGGGAAGCUGACGGACGAGUGCUACAACUACAUUCGUGUCCUUGUUCCCUGGGACUCCCAGACACUCCUUGCCUGUGGAACGAACUCCUUCAGCCCUAUGUGCCGCAGCUAUGGGAUAACUUCACUGCAGCAGGAGGGUGAGGAGCUGAGUGGGCAGGCUCGAUGCCCCUUUGAUGCCACCCAGUCCAAUGUGGCCGUCUUUGCAGAGGGCAGCCUGUACUCAGCCACAGCUGCGGAUUUCCAGGCCAGUGAUGCUGUGGUUUACAGAAGCCUUGGGCCUCAGCCCCCACUCCGCUCCGCCAAGUACGACUCCAAGUGGCUCCGAGAGCCACACUUUGUCCAUGCUUUGGAGCAUGGAGAACAUGUCUACUUCUUCUUCCGAGAGGUGUCUGUGGAGGACGCCCGCUUAGGGAGGGUGCAGUUCUCCCGUGUGGCCCGUGUGUGUAAGCGUGACAUGGGUGGCUCACCUCGGGCCUUGGACCGCCACUGGACAUCCUUCCUGAAGCUGCGGCUCAACUGCUCUGUCCCUGGGGACUCUACCUUCUAUUUUGACGUCUUACAGGCCUUGACUGGGCCUGUGAACUUGUAUGGCCGCUCUGCUGUCUUUGGGGUCUUUACCACCCAGACCAAUAGCAUCCCUGGCUCUGCGGUCUGCGCCUUCUACCUGGAUGACAUUGAGCGUGGGUUUGAGGGCAAGUUCAAGGAGCAGAGGAGUCUGGAUGGGGCCUGGACCCCUGUGUCUGAGGACAGAGUCCCCUCCCCCAGGCCAGGAUCCUGUGCAGGAGUAGGUGUAGCUGCCCUGUUCCCCUCUUCUCGAGACCUCCCUGAUGAUGUCCUGACCUUCAUCAAGGCUCACCCACUCCUGGACCCUGCCGUGCCACCUGCCACCCAUCAACCUCUGCUCACCCUCACCAGCAGGGCCCUACUGACCCAAGUAGCUGUGGAUGGCAUGGCUGGUCCUUACAGUAAUACUACAGUUCUGUUCCUCGGCUCCAAUGAUGGGACAGUGCUGAAGGUGCUGCCCCCAGGAGGGCAAUCUGGGGGCCAGGAGCCCAUUCUGUUGGAAGAGAUUGAUGCCUACAGCCCCUCCAGGUGCAGUGGGAAGCGGGCAGCCCAAACUGCAAGGCGGGUCAUAGGGCUGGAGCUGGACACUGAAGGUCACAGGCUCUUUGUGGCUUUCUCUGGCUGCAUCAUCUACCUCCCUCUUAGUCGGUGUGCCAGGCAUGGAGCUUGUCGGAGGAGCUGUCUGGCUUCUCAGGACCCAUACUGUGGAUGGGAUAGCUCCAGAGGCUGUGUGGAUAUCAGGGGACCUGGUGGGACUGAUGUGGAUCCAGCUGGGAACCAGGAAUCCAUGGAGCAUAAUGACUGCCAAGAUGGAGCUACUGGGAGUCAGUCUGGCACAGGGGAUUCUGCUUAUGCCUCCUCUCCCUAGAGCCCCUUCGGCACCGGCACAGUUGUCAGUUGCUCUUGGCAUGGCUACAGGGGCCGGAGCUGGGAGGGGGACUCCCCAGGCCCAAGCUCUAGCUUGUGUGCGAGGGGUAGUUCGAUGGGCUGUGUGUGUUGAGAGGUCAGGGGGGAGGUGAUUCCUCAAGAGGGUCAAGGCUGCGUUGGAUUGAAGCUGAGCAGCAGCAGGAGAGCGUGACACUUCGGAGCUCGCCAUCCCGCCCCGGCCUACCUUCGCUGAGCCCCCUCCUCCCUCUCGGU
This is a messenger RNA of Vicugna pacos (alpaca), 2825 nucleotides long. NCBI's taxonomy places the organism in Eukaryota, Metazoa, Chordata, Mammalia, Artiodactyla, Camelidae. The record is from RefSeq and is a predicted model, not a curated record.